AUGGCACCCAAAAGAAAAUCAAAGAGGCCGAUGUUGUUGUCGCAUACUCGACCUCCAAUCGCCAGGUCCAAGGGAGCCUCGCUCUCAGCCAAAGCGACCCGCACUCUAAUCCGCUCUCAUCAUCGACUUCUCAAAGCUCGGGCGCAAGCCCUAGCAGCCGGCGAUGAAGCCAAAGUCAGCAGUAUUGAUGCUCAAAUCCAAGCCAACGGCGGUUUGGAGAGUUAUCAGAUCGCCAGUAAACUGGGCCAAUCCAUGGAUCGUGGCGGUGAUUCCAGCAAAGUCCUCAUCGACUGGAUCAAGCCGCAGCUGAAUCAAUGGAACAAGACCAUUCCGAAGCUCCGCGUCCUUGAAGUCGGUGCUUUGAGCACCAAAAACGCUUGCUCUAUCAACCCGGCAUUGGAUGUUACGCGCAUCGACUUGAAUUCCCAAGAGUCUGGAAUUCUCAAGCAGGAUUUUAUGGAACGGCCUUUGCCUGAGGGUGAGGAUGAACGUUUCAAUAUAAUCAGUCUGUCUUUGGUGCUUAACUAUGUCCCUGAUGCCACUGGACGAGGCGAGAUGCUCAAGCGGUGUGUCCAGUUCCUGACCUCGAAAUGCCCAAUUGAGCUUGCGCCAAGUCUUUUCCUCGUGUUGCCGAUUGCAUGCGUCGAUAACUCACGCUACCUUAACGAGGAAAGGCUUGGAGAGAUUAUGAAUUGCUUGGGAUUCCGUCUUACUCAAAGCAAACGAACUUCGAAGCUCGUCUUUCAUCUUUGGGAACAUACGGGUGACUACUCGCCUAAGUCUUUCAAAAAGGAGGAGUUAAGGUCCGGCGGGACAAGAAACAAUUUCGCUAUCAUUCUCAACAAAAAGUGA
Messenger RNA from Penicillium bovifimosum, 852 nucleotides. Its product is annotated as 25S rRNA (adenine2142-N1)-methyltransferase. Gene Ontology annotation, cellular component: nucleolus. The coding region runs from base 1 to 852 and encodes 283 amino acids. Lineage: Eukaryota; Fungi; Ascomycota; Eurotiomycetes; Eurotiales; Aspergillaceae. Gene Ontology annotation, molecular function: rRNA (adenine) methyltransferase activity. The transcript has a single exon. The record is from RefSeq and is a predicted model, not a curated record.